Molecule: messenger RNA, 787 nt
Organism: Onthophagus taurus
Lineage: Eukaryota; Metazoa; Arthropoda; Insecta; Coleoptera; Scarabaeidae
Source: RefSeq, a predicted model, not a curated record
AUCAAACAAGAACCGAAAUUUCUUCGAUGACCGAAUUCUCCACGGAACUCGGAACAGCUGAAGUUAAUCUUACAAGUAUUACUAGCGCACCUAGUACCAGCGCAGCUGAAGAAAUGACUUGCGAUACCACAACACUUACUGUAGAAGAAAAAGAGUGCCUAAAAGAUUUGAGAAAAUGCCAAUCAGUGAUUGAUCAAAACAACACUGUUAUUAAAAACGUCAAAGAACUACACGUUCUUUAUACCAGAGAUAUCAGCAGACGUAUUAAACGCGAUCCAAAGAUGCACAACAAAAUGCGUCGCAAAGAAGAGGAACUUUUCCAAGUUAAAGCAGAGUUGCAUGCUGUUGAAGAUAAAUUACGAGACACCAAAGAAGAAUUACACAAAUUAAAAGAAAAAAGUAUCUCAGAUAGAAAUUUAGCAAGCAAGAAAGUGCAAACUCCCCAAAAAAUGAAGGGUUGUUUGGCUUGCAGUGAAUUAGCUGAUAAAGUUGAAGACUUGCAGAACAAAUUGGCUGCUAUGAAAGCUGCUGAUGACUCAACUAAGUUCCGCAUGAACAUGGAAUUUCAUAAGAUUGAAAUGGAUCAUCUCACUAGAUCUAGUCAUGAAUUAAAUAAGAAGUAUUUAGAGUUAAAGGAAGAAUAUGAGAACGUUGUGAAAAUGGUUAGAGCUCAGGAAGCAGCAAGAAUUCGUGCAGAGCCACAACCGGAACAAAGAGACCCCCACUGCGAAAUUGGUUAAAUACCUUAAAAAUCUUUUCAAGUUAUCUUUAAAUGAGUUAAUAUUUA